CGCAGACGGGACUGCGGCGGAGAGGAAGAGUUUGCGUGAGAAGGGGCCACCAGGAAGGGCGAGCGAUGGGUGAGAGAGACUGAGCACGACCGAGCAGCGCCACGAGCGAGUCGAGGCCGAGCGUGCUGGCGCAGGACACACGGACACUGUCGGCCUGCUGCGUGACAGGCGACGGGCUGGCCCUCAAUAAAGGCUGGCACCCUGCCUUCGCUCCACGCCUGUGACGCUUCUCUAAGUCUGACGGACACCUCAGCGCUGUGCCUUGCCGAGGGUGCCCGGGCGUCUGGGGCUGCCAGCCAGCACAGCGCAGGCGCCCUCGGGUGCGGCCAAGCAUGACGCCCAUGCACGGCGGCAGUGCAGCCGGCUGGUGUGUCGUCAGGGUCCGUAGUAGGGGCCUGAAACUAAUCAGGCGGCGAACCCACGGGCGGCGCGCGCAGCGUGACCGCUCGCGUGGACCCGCACCGCCGUGGCACGACUGCGGAGAGGCAUGCUCCGAGCCCCUCGCUGGCAUCCUUCCACGGGCCGAGGGCUGCUCAAGCCCCUCACGUGUGCCUAUCUGCAGCAGCGGUGCUGACCAAGCGGCGACUAUCAAGGCGCCCCAUGUGCAUAGAUGCGUUCUGGACUCACCCAGAGUCCUCUCAGUGCCCCUCACUCAGGCAGGCGCGCGUCUUCCGUGUGGCAAGCUAGAAGGCCGACGCGGUGGCGUGCUGGCCACAGCUAAUCUGAUGAGGUGCGCUCGGAGCCGACGCUGCCUCGUGUACCCGGUGCCGAGAGCGAGGGACGUGCUGCAGCAGCGGAAGCACCCCUGGGACGUGCCGUAGCCGAGGCAGGCGAUGACCGUCUGCUGGCGUGCGAGCUCGCGAGCUGGGUGG
Molecule: messenger RNA, 872 nt
Organism: Tilletiopsis washingtonensis
Lineage: Eukaryota; Fungi; Basidiomycota; Exobasidiomycetes; Entylomatales
Exons: 1
Coding region: 333-821 (162 amino acids)
Source: RefSeq, a predicted model, not a curated record